This is a messenger RNA of Xiphias gladius (swordfish), 1332 nucleotides long. It is a transcript of the gene onecut3a, whose product is annotated as one cut homeobox 3a. NCBI's taxonomy places the organism in Eukaryota, Metazoa, Chordata, Actinopteri, Istiophoriformes, Xiphiidae. The transcript has 2 exons. Gene Ontology annotation, molecular function: DNA-binding transcription factor activity, RNA polymerase II-specific; RNA polymerase II cis-regulatory region sequence-specific DNA binding. Bases 1 to 1332 code for a protein of 443 amino acids. The record is from RefSeq and is a predicted model, not a curated record. Gene Ontology annotation, cellular component: nucleus. Gene Ontology annotation, biological process: regulation of transcription by RNA polymerase II.
AUGGAGCUUACAAUGGAAAACAUUGGAAAUCUGCACGGUGUCUCUCACUCCCAUCAAACGAGCGACUUAAUGAACUCCUCACACGCGCGCCAGUCGUCGGCGUCGCAUCGGAACUUGGUGUCGCACGGACGGUCAGCCAUGGUGUCCAGCAUGGCCUCGAUACUGGAGGGAGCGGGGGACUACCGCACAGACCACGCUUUGUCUGGCCCGCUGCAUCCGGCGAUGACCAUGUCGUGCGACUCCGGGAUGAGCCUGAGCAGCACCUACACCACGCUGACGCCGCUGCAGCACCUGCCCCCCAUAUCCACCGUCUCGGAGAAAUUUCACCAUCCACACCCGCAUGCUCACCACCACCCGGCGCACCAGCGGCUGGCAGCUGGGAACGUCAGCGGCAGCUUCACCCUGAUGAGGGACGACCGAAGUCUCGCCUCCAUGAGUAACCUCUAUGGCCACUACCCCAAAGACAUGUCCGGCAUGGGCCAGCCUCUGUCCCCGCUGUCUAACGGCCUCGGGUCUUUGCACAGCUCCCAGCAGACUCUCAGCGCCUACGGUCCUGGAGCCCACCUCUCCAACGACAAGAUGCUCUCCUCGGGGGGCUUCGAGUCCCACGCAGCCAUGCUGUCCCGGGGCGAGGAGCACCUGGCUCGGGGUCUCGGGGGCCAUGGGGCCGGCCUCAUGACAUCCUUGAACGGCAUACACCAUCACAGCCAUCCGCACUCUCAGGCAAACGGGUCCAUGCUGUCAGACCGGGACAGGCAGACGGUGGUGGGAGGCGGGCAGGGAGCUGGGUCGGGGCAGGUGGAGGAGAUAAACACCAAGGAGGUGGCACAGCGAAUAACAGCAGAGCUCAAGCGCUACAGCAUCCCCCAGGCCAUCUUUGCUCAGAGGAUCUUGUGCCGGUCCCAGGGAACACUGUCUGAUCUGCUGCGGAACCCUAAACCGUGGAGUAAACUCAAGUCUGGCCGGGAGACAUUCAGGAGGAUGUGGAAGUGGCUCCAGGAACCCGAAUUCCAGCGAAUGUCAGCGCUCAGGCUUGCAGCCUGCAAGCGCAAAGAGCAGGAGCAACACAAGGACCGCAACACAGCGCCCAAGAAACAGCGUCUGGUCUUCACUGACCUGCAGCGCCGCACACUCAUCGCCAUCUUCAAGGAGAACAAGCGUCCAUCCAAGGAAAUGCAGAUCACCAUCUCCCAGCAGCUCGGCCUGGAGCUCAGCACCGUCAGCAACUUCUUCAUGAAUGCACGCCGCCGCUGUGUGGACCGCUGGCACGAUGACCACGGUAACAGCCCCGGGCAGCCAGGCACAUCCGCCACUACUUUCUCCAAGGCCUGA